Salmo salar (Atlantic salmon) is the source of this 2058-nucleotide messenger RNA. RefSeq names its product cyclin-dependent kinase 5 activator 1. Gene Ontology annotation, molecular function: cyclin-dependent protein serine/threonine kinase activator activity; protein kinase binding. Gene Ontology annotation, cellular component: protein kinase 5 complex; growth cone; cytoplasm. NCBI's taxonomy places the organism in Eukaryota, Metazoa, Chordata, Actinopteri, Salmoniformes, Salmonidae. The record is from RefSeq and is a predicted model, not a curated record. Gene Ontology annotation, biological process: axon guidance; brain development.
GCACCUGCAGUUACCGGCCUCUGUCCAUUCCAAGAGCCGAGUGCCGCGCGCUGCGCUGCGACAGAAGGAGUGGCACAGCGUGUGUGUGAUCGUGAUUCGUGAACGUGUGUGAUAGAGAGAGAAGGAGAACGAGAGAGAGAGAGAGAGAGAGAGAGACAGAGAGAGGACGACUGUGUGUACAAUAGAGAGAGAGAGAGAGAGAGAGAGUCAGAGAGAGAGAGAGAGAGAGAGAAAUGUGUGAGUGCAUCUCGCGCAUAUUGCUGGAAUCACCGAGCAUCACACAUCUCUGGACUCUCCGCCGUCAAACCGUCAAUGUAGCUGUGUGUGUGAACUUUAAUUAAACUACACGUACACCCCAUCGAUACGGACUGGGAUACAAAGCUCGGGAAGCUCCGUGUGUUGGAAGGCGCUGCGCGCUGCAGACAUGGGUACCGUUCUGUCUCUGUCGCCGAGGUCAAGGAAGGCAGCGGGCGGUGUGUGUGUGGACGAGAAACCGGACCUUGCGACCGGCGGGAAACCACAGGAGAAGAGCCUAAAGAAGCGCCACUCGGUGCUGCUCCAUGCUCUGACGUGGAAGCGGCUGGUCGCCGCAUCAGCCAAAAAGAAGAAUGCCAAAAAGGUGAACCCCAAACCCGACCCCAGCCAGGCCAAAUCCGACCCCUUGGUGGACCAGCUCAACACCGACAACAUCAAGAAAUCACAACCGUCCAACGGAAUACUCGACCGAAAACCGACAGGGCCCAAACCCGGGCCAAUUCCUGUGCCUGUUCCUACAGUACCGGACCAGACCCGGCGGCAGACCCAGAAUGGACGCUUAUUCAUCUCCCCUCGGAGGGUGGUGGUGCAGGCGUCCACCGGCGAGCUGCUGAGGUGUCUCUCUGACUUUCUCUGCCGCCGCUGCUUCAAGCUCAAAGAGCUCACUGCCAAUGAGGUCAUCCUGUGGUUCCGUAACGUGGACCGGGCUCUGUUAGUGCAGGGCUGGCAGGACCAGGGCUUCAUCACCCCGGCUAACCUGGUCUUCGUCUACUUGCUCUGCCGAGAGGCCGUGGAGGAAGACACGGUGUCUGAGUACGAGCUGCAGGCGACCUUCCUCACCUGCCUGUACCUGGCCUACUCCUACAUGGGCAACGAGAUCUCCUACCCGCUCAAGCCGUUCCUGGUGGAGUCCAGCCGGGAGGCCUUCUGGGAGCGGGCCCUUGGUCUCAUUGACCGGAUGAGCGGGCCAAUGCUGAGGAUAAACGCAGACCCGCACUACUUUACCGAGGUGUUCCAGGACCUGAAGAACGAGGGAGGGUCAAGGGAGAAGGAGAAGGAGAAGGAGAAGAAGGAGAAGGAGAAGGAGAAGGAGAAAGACGGGAAACGGAUAAGCGAGUUGGAUCGUUAAGAACUGGAUGAGGGGAGGAGAGAGAGAGAGAGAGAGCGAGAGAGGGGAAUUUGCUUUAGGACAUGGUCGCGGACACCAGCCACACACCCGCCGGUUGUUUGAGCGGGGAUUGAAUGUAUACGCUUGGUGAACCGGACAAACGCACGGCGGGGAUUUGAUCAGGAACCUGAGUCUGUGGAAUCAGGAGGAAUCGGUCACACGCCUAGCUUCACCUCGCACCUUGUCAUGUGUUCAGUCAAAGCUCGGGGAAUCUAACGGACACUACACCGGACUUUGGGCGGAAAGGGAUAGCUAUAGUUAACUUUACUGCAUGCUGUAUAAAAAAUAUUCUGAUUGUACCGUUAUUGUGGCUUUUGAGAAAUGGAUAGGCUAUUAUACGGUGGACUAAAGUGAUAGCUUAUAGCGCGUCAGUGUUUUGGGGAAAAAUGUAUAUUUUGGUUUCAUGAGAGGGGGAAAGACACCGUGCUCUCCAAGGUACUGGGCUCAGUCGCGUGAGAGACGCUGCCUGCCCCCCACCCCCACCCCUUCUGAACGUUGAAUGUACUAUUUUACCACUUCAAACCAACGGGAUUCUUUACCGUUAACACGUGGCAACUGUUACUAUGGUAUUAUAGAACGUUCUGUUUUAUAUAUUGUACAUUCAAAAAUACAAGUAUAAAUCGUUACAAACGGUC